Nerophis ophidion (straightnose pipefish) is the source of this 978-nucleotide messenger RNA. RefSeq names its product SIN3-HDAC complex associated factor (gene sinhcaf). The record is from RefSeq and is a predicted model, not a curated record. Gene Ontology annotation, biological process: negative regulation of cell migration. Lineage: Eukaryota; Metazoa; Chordata; Actinopteri; Syngnathiformes; Syngnathidae.
GCGUGUAGGCUCUGCGCACGCGCACUGGCGUCCACAACUCUUCAGUCCGGCAGACAUCAACAAGAGAGCGGGAUCCAUGUUUGCCAUAUAGUCCCGUUUCAAGCACGGAAUUUUUUUUUGUUUGGGGACCAACUUUUACGCGAACUCGCAGCAAGAUGUUUGGCUUUCACAAGCCCAAAAUGUACCGGAGUCUGGACGGCUGCUGCAUCUGCCGCGCAAAGUCCUCCAGCUCUCGCUUCACCGACAGCAAGCGCUACGAGAAAGACUUCAGGAGCUGCUUCGGACUGAGUGAAACCCGGUCCGGGGAAAUCUGCAACGCCUGCGUGCUCCUGGUGAAGAGAUGGAAAAAGCUACCUGUGGGAACCAAAAAGAACUGGAACCACGUGGUGGACGCUCGAGGAGGUCCCAGUCUGAAGUUGACCUCCAGGCCCAAGAAGAUCAAGUCCAUCGCCAAGAAAGCACGCCCGAGUCAGAUCAGCAGGCUGCAGAAGGAGCUCAAAAGAAACAACUCAGACGCCCAGAGCACCACGUCCAGCACCUCCCCCGCCCAGUCCCCCAGCUACAGCAACCUGUCCGACGACGGCUCCGACACGGAGCUCAGUCGGGGCCCCGGACGCUCGCCCGUCUUCUCCUUCCUGGACCUCACCUACUGGAGAAGGCAGCGAGUGUGUUGUGGAAUCAUCUACAAGGGUCGCUUCGGGGAGGUGCUCAUCCACCCCCACCUCUUCAAGCCCUGCAAGAAGCAGGGCAGGACGACGGGGACGAGGACGAAGAAGAGGAGGAGGAUGAAGAGGCGGAGGCCGACCCCACCCAGGUGGCUGUCAGUCUGAUGUCGCCCCCGCCCGACCAGCAAGCCGAGGAGUCGGCCGCCUGCGGCCAGAGCGCUGCCGCGAUGUCCGAAGAAGUCUGGUAAUCAUCUCCGAAGAAGGAAAAAAAAAAAGUUUGUUCCUUUUUCAAGAAGCACUUACACGAAGGAGU